Molecule: messenger RNA, 763 nt
Organism: Pleuronectes platessa (European plaice)
Lineage: Eukaryota; Metazoa; Chordata; Actinopteri; Pleuronectiformes; Pleuronectidae
Product: B-cell receptor CD22
Exons: 3
Coding region: 206-763 (185 amino acids)
Source: RefSeq, a predicted model, not a curated record
UGAUGAAGAGGAGUUUAGGAGCUUCAAGAGAGGAGCUCCCUUUACCACAGAUUGUUGGAUCUUUUGCUCUAGAUAACUUUUACAUUGACAAGAAACCUAUAUAACACAGACUAGAGGGAAGAACAACAAUAAAAUCAUAAUGUGCCUUCUUUAAAGAAGAUUCUGCUUCCUCUCUACAGACCCGCCCACUGAACCUAUACUGUCUAUGAGGUCUGAGGUCACAGAAGGUCAGACCAUCACCAUCAGCUGCACUGUUGAAAGUUUCCCACAGUCAACUCUCACCUUGAUGAGGAUCAACACAAAUAAUCAGGCUGAAAUAAUCCCUGAAGAAAAUCUGUAUUCACGACCCAUCAACUCUCUCUACCACACGUUUACUGUGACUUCAGCCGACGCUGGCUGGUACGUCUGCCGUGCCCAGAACACUGAGGGCUCAAAGAACAGCAAGCAGAAGGAGUUGGUGGUGAAAUAUAAGCCGAGGAAGACGAGCAUUUCUGUCAGUGGCUCUUCUGAUAACCAAGUGAAAGUUGGUGGUUCUCUCACGUUAACCUGUGACACCGAUGCCAAUCCUGCCCCGACGACUUACUCCUGGUCCCGCAGCAAAAAUCAACAAACUGACUCUUGGUGGAAGAACACAAACAGACGAGAGCUGAGUUUAACAAUACAAAGAGCAGAUGAAGCUUGUUACAGAUGCAGCUCCUCAAACCUCAUUGGUGGAGGGGAUAAGAGUCAACCAGUGUGCAUACAAGUACUGUCUUGUCUGUGA